Messenger RNA from Megachile rotundata (alfalfa leafcutting bee), 2162 nucleotides. RefSeq names its product Protein singed wings 2 (gene swi2). Gene Ontology annotation, molecular function: protein binding. The record is from RefSeq and is a predicted model, not a curated record. NCBI's taxonomy places the organism in Eukaryota, Metazoa, Arthropoda, Insecta, Hymenoptera, Megachilidae.
UAUAAUUUUAUUGAUGAAUAAAUCACUUUUCUGAAACGUAAAAUGUGCAGUAAAACAACUUCAAUCAUGUUAGUGAAGGAGGUAUUUCGUCAGUAGGUGGCAUUUUUGAAAACCGCGGCAAAUACUGUUUUUAAUAUUAGAAUACUAUAAUGAUCGAAGAGGUAUCACUACUUUGCGCGCGAAAUUCAAACGUUACGUGUUGCGGUACACGAUUUUCUCUCCGCAAAGUUAUCGUGAAAGAAUAGGAAGAAGAAAUUACAAAUAAUUUAUACAAAUGCGUAGUUUAUUUGUAUCCAAAAAUAAAUAUAAGUAACUGUUUAAUAAUAAACGUAGUUCAUAUAUUACACAUGUGAAGUAAGAAAGUUUCGUGAUAGUUCUUUAUUGUCCAAAGGAGUAUAAUAUCUUCGCAAACGAUUUUGAAUCAUUGUUUUCUCCAUCUGAAAACAUCUAAUUAUCGCAAUAUGUAUUAACGCACUAUGUAAAUCGAAUGUCUGCGUCUGCGCUCGCAUCUUACAAUAUGUUCUCUUCCAGUUAAACCCUGCCAUCGUCUUAGUCGUUCAUCCAACGAAAGGAGAGGAUCAAGUUCAAUUUUCUUAUUAGUAUUGCCAGACUUUCAGUGGACGUUUGUGUUCCUAUCGGUUCUUAAAAAUUAAACGGUCAAAAAUAUCUUACAUCGAUGGCAUACACUUAAUAAAACACCUAUUUCUUUUCAAUUUUAACAUUCUUCUGUGAUAAAUAAAGUCGGUGAAAAUGCGGACGUUUAGCUCCUUCCUUCUGAUAACAACAUUUUCAUUCGUUAAUGUGCAAUGUUCGUCGAGGAGUGAAGAAAACUGCGAUUUCCGUCAGGUGAAGUCAAACACGACCGAAUGCGAUUUUAAAGAACACGAUCACCAUCUCGUUUGCUUUCACGGUCUCGAGGAUAAAUGGAAAUUCGGAGGCGAGAACGUGCAUUCGCUGUUGCUCUGCGAUUGGCCCGAAGAGACGUUCGAUCCUCAGGAUAAUCUUCAAGGAUUUAUCUCGUUGAAGAAGCUGACAAUCUCCAGAAGCAACUUGGUUAAACUGACAUCUCCAUUUCCAGCGGAGAUUCAUCUGGUAGAAAAGCUGAACAUAACCGGGACCAAGCUACAGGAUCUUCCGCACAACGCGUUCAACAAUCUCUCACACUUGAAGAUCCUUGAUCUACGAAACAAUAGCAUCACAGAAAUUAAUGUUACAACUUUCAAUAUUCCGUCGUUGCAUCAUAUCUACCUUUCAGCUAAUCCGUUGAAAUGUACCGACAAUGCAAAAUGGAUAUUGGACCAAGGAAAAGGUUCCUUAGGUCGCAAGAUUUCGGACAAGAACAAUCUACGUUGCAGCAAACCGUACGAAGGCAGGCCGCUCAUUCCAGUAAUAGAAAUAAUCAAAGCGCUGAAGGAAGAGUGUGCGAAGACGGUAUGCGAAUGUAAAUUGGUGUACGUAGUUGGUGACGGAGGAAAGCACAUCCAAAAGCAGCUGAUGGCGUUUGCUUCUGUAAACUGUAGUCAUCGUGGACUGACAGAGAUGCCUAGCUUCUUGCCAGCGAACACGACCACUCUUCAUUUGUCUGGAAACAAGAUAAAUGACCUGAGGCCACUUACGACGAAUCCAGCGUAUAGGGGAGUAAUAGAUCUGUACAUAGAUAAUAAUCUGAUAGAAUCCAUUGUCCAGUUGGAAGGAUCUAGUUGGAUGGAUGGUUUCAGGUUGCUUAGUCUUCGUGGAAACAGGCUAACCGAUUUGCCUACGUACGCCUUGGAGAACGUAUUACAACACAAUGGAAAUGCAGUAAGCUUGUAUCUUGGGAACAAUCCAUGGAGGUGUGAUUGCCUAUUCACGCCUGGCUUUCAGGAUCUACUGAUCAGAUACACGACCUUAGUGAAAGACAUCAACGAUAUCAAAUGCUCUCGUCUAAACGGGAACGAGCAUUUCGGCAAAAUUAUACGAGAUCUAAAACGCACGGAAAUUUGCAUCGCACCCGAUGAAGAGUAUUUGCUGCAUCCUAUAGACAUCCUGAACAUUAUACUAGCGUUGCUGAUAUUCCUGAUCAUUGUUAAAGUACUCUACGACUACUGGUCAUUCAGAAAAACCGGCAAGUUGCCAUGGAUCGUCACUAAAAUACCCUAGAAUACCAUGCUCCCCAGUGUACU